AUGGCAGAACGCAUUAACACCAUCGAGCUCAUGCAUGAGCGUCUCGAUAAAGUCGCACCUCCUCCAACCUCCUCCCGUCCCUCACCCCCAUGUUCCUUCCAACCCCGCCCUCAGCACAUUUUAUCUCCUCCCUUCCCUCCCCCCCCUUCUUUCCCUCAAGUAAUCCCCUCUAUCCCGCCGUUUCCCCCCUCCAUGCCCUCAUUCCCAUCCCUGCUUCCCCUCAUUUCACCAUUGCGUUCCGUGGCAGACGCGUGGGUGCAAGGCGCGUCAGGGUUGGCGAGCGCGGGUUUAGAGUGGGAAGUUCAUCUCGCACUCAACUGCGCUCACACGAACAGGGGCAUUCCUCCGAAUCCCUUCAAUCCCCUGCACCUAUCCCCCCUGGCCUCCUCUGUACCCCUGUCCUCCCCUCCCCCCUGUCCUCCCCUCUCCCCCCAAUCCUCCCCUCUCCCCCCUGUCCUCCCCUCUCCCCCCUGUCCUCCCCUCUCCCCCCAAUCCUCCCCUCUCCCCCCUGUCCUCCCCUCUCCCCCCUGUCCUCCCCUCUCCCCCGGUCCUCCUCUCUCCCCCCGUCCUCCUCUCUCCCCCCUGUCCUCCGCCCCCACGCAGUCCUCCUCUGUUCACGCUGUCCUCUCUCAUCCCGUCCUCCCCUCUGUACGCCCUUCCUCUCCUCCUCCAGCCCGUCAUCCCCUCGUUUCCCUUCUCCCGUUUCCCUCCACCCCAUAUCCAUUCCCCCCAUUUCCCGCCCCCGUUUCCCUUGCCACCGUUCCCCUCUCCCCCACUUCCCGUCCCCCCAAUCUCCCUUCUCUCCGUUUCCCUUCCCCCCGUUUCCCUUCCCCCCGUUUCCCUUCCCCCCGUUUCCCUUCCCCCCGUUUCCCCUCCCCCCGUUUCCCUCCCCCCCGUCGCCCUUCCCCCCGUUUCCCUCCCCCCCGUUUCCCCUCCCACGAUUUCCCCCCCCCCGCCCGUUUCCCUUCCCCCCGUUUCCCUUCCCCCCAUAUCCCUUCUUCCCGUUACCCUACCCCUCUCAUACCUUUCCCUCAUCUCCCUUCCCCCCGUUUCCCUUCCCCCCACUUCCCGUCCCCCUUUUUUUCCCGCCCCUCCUUUUUCCCGUCCCCCCUUUUCCCGUCCCCCCUCUUCCUGUCCUCCCUUUUCCCUCAACCCCGCUUCCCUUCCCCCCGCUUCCCUUCCCCCCGUUUACCUUCCCCCCGCUUCCCUCCCCCCCGUUUACCUUCCCCCCGUUUACCUUCCCCCCGUUUCCCUACCCCCCGUUGCCCUUUCCCACAUUUCCCUUCCCUCCAUUUCCCGUCCCCCCCUCUUCCUUCACCCCGUUUCCCUUCUCCCCAUUUCCCUUCCCCCGUCUCCCUCCCCCCCGUUUCCGUUCCCCCCUGUCAUCCUCUCUCCCCCCUGUCCUCCUUUCUCCCCCUGUCAUCCUCUCCUCCCCGUGUCUUCCUCCCACCUCCCCACUCCCCUCACUGUGCCGGGACCUCCCCAUCUCACCUCCCUGCCUCCCCAUGUCUCCCGGACCCCUCCCUUCAAUUACCUUCCC
This is a messenger RNA of Closterium sp. Naga37s-1, 1540 nucleotides long. NCBI's taxonomy places the organism in Eukaryota, Viridiplantae, Streptophyta, Zygnematophyceae, Desmidiales, Closteriaceae. The record is from the annotation of a GenBank genome assembly.